AUGACGAGCACGACGAGCGAGCCCGCCGUCGAGCAACUCGCAAAGAAGAAGGGCAAGCUCAUCCGCCCGAGAGGCAAGAGAGGCGGCAAAAAGCAUCAGAGCAAAGCCGCUCUAGCCGCUGCAGCUGAGGUAGUAAAGGCGGCAAAGAAGAAAGCAGCUCGCGGCCCAUCGGAACAUUCGAUUCGCAUCGCCCACUUCCAUUGCCUUGAGAAAGAGAAGGCCAGACUCAUCUCUGGCAAAGGCAGCGAUCAGGGACAAAGCGCAGAGCUGCGUCUGGCAGAGAUUGAGCGCGAGCAGGCUGAGCUUGGCGGGUUGGACGCAUAUCAGGAUGACAGCCUGGCGGGGAGUGCAAGUCAUCGUGGUGGAGAGAGCGGAAAAUGGCUGGUCCAGCAGGUCAUCAAGCUGAGGGGCAAAGAGACGGUGAGUCUCCGCCUCUUAGACGUAGGCGCUCUCACCGGUACAUCCUAUUCGUCGUACUCCUUCAUCAACCCUACAUACAUCGACAUCAACCCACGUGCAUCGCAUGUCAUUCAGAACGACUUCUUUGACUUUCCACUACCCGCGCAGAGCGAGGAAAAAUACGACAUCGUCUGCCUCUCCCUCGUCCUCAACUUCGUCGGCGACUUGGCCAAGCGAGGCGAGGCAUUGGUCAGGGCGCAUGGAUAUCUCAAGCCAGAGGGCAUGCUUUACCUCGUAUUACCGCUCGCAUGCGUGGCAAACUCUCGCUACCUGGACCACGGGCGGCUGCAGGCUAUCCUCGAGUCAUGUGGGUGGGAUGUCCUCGUCAACGAUGACUCGGCGCGAUUGACUAGGUGGUUGCUGAAGCGCAAAGAGGAAGUCAAGGGGGGGAGCAAGGCAAGAGGUGGACCAUGUUGGGAUGGGACGCAGUGGAAAAAAGAGGAGAUCAAAGUCAGCAAGACGGCAAACAACUUUUGUAUCAAGGUGGACCAGCCAGAGCAACCGCCAAAACGGCCGGCGAAGCGCGCCAAAUAG
Molecule: messenger RNA, 993 nt
Organism: Jaminaea rosea
Lineage: Eukaryota; Fungi; Basidiomycota; Exobasidiomycetes; Microstromatales
Exons: 2
Coding region: 1-993 (330 amino acids)
Cellular component (GO): nucleolus
Molecular function (GO): rRNA (adenine) methyltransferase activity
Source: RefSeq, a predicted model, not a curated record